AAAAACAAAAACCUAAGAGUUAACCUCAAAGAAACGAUAGAGAGUUAUUAAUUAUCUUCUCGGAGUGAAUAUGAGUGAAUCUGCUGGUGUUUCCGAGGCUACGGAGACGAAUGGAGAUGGAGGACAACCCUCCUUCAAUGGAGAAGCUGACGAGCAUCUCCAGAAGUCACCAGGAAGUGCUGAAGACAAGACCACAGAACGAAUCGGCCCAGACUCUGUAUCAGAGAAUGCCUCGAAGAAGUCGACCCCAGGAAGUGGAAAUCGUUCGAAGAAGAGGAAGAAAGCCCCAAGGGAUGCAACAGCCCCUAAACAGCCUCUCACCGGGUAUUUUCGAUUUCUAAAUGACAGGAGGGAGAAGGUCAGAGCAGAAAAUCCAAAUAUGUCGUUUGCUGAACUGACGAAACUCCUGGCCUCCGAGUGGAGUUCUCUUCCUGCCGAACAGAAACAGCUGUACCUAGAUGCUGCUGAACAAGACAAGGAGAGGUACAAUAAGGAGUUCAGCGAUUACAAGCAGACUGAGGCCUACAAAUUGUUCACUGAGAGGCAGAGCACUGAGGGCAAGAAGGAGAGGAAUGGAACUGCUGAGAAUAACGAGCCUGUGGAACCACCGGUAACUGAGAAAGACACGGAUUUCUCUGGAUUCGAUAUUCCAAUAUUCACUGAGGAAUUUCUCGAUCAUAAUAAAGCCUGCGAGUCUGAGCUGCGUCAGCUCAGGAAAGCCACUUCUGAUUAUGAAGCCCAGAAUGCUGUCCUCCAGCGACAUGUGGACAGUCUUCAUGCUGCUGUUAAUAGACUGGAGUCUGAGACUAAUCAGCAAAGGACAACUAAUCAGUCAUUGCAGCGGCACCUGGAUGCCCUCAGGGGUCAGCUUGCUGGGUGUUUUGCUACUGUUCCCCUGCCAGGCACCAACGAAGGAGCAACACCGCAGAAUAUCGAUAAUUAUGUGGAAAAACUGGAGACUCUGCUGAAUGGAAAUGCAGAGCCUUCUCUACGAAACGCUCUUCGAUCAGCUGUUUCACGACUGGAGCUGCUGGGAUGACAUUCACCCACAGGUGCUAGUCCACCUCCCAAACAUCGUUCUCGUCAUUCCCAUCGUAAAUAAAUCACUCAUCAUUCGCGAGUUAAUUAAAUAUAAAUGCCCCUCUUUUGGGUAUUAAUUAAACAGCCAGACACAUUUAAUUGUAAAAACAGUGUUCUAUAAAAAAUAUUUGGAACUUCAGACUUCUUCCACGUACAUUAAUUCAAUUACUUACACAGGACUCAAUUAAUUUAGUACAGAUGAAUAAACGAUUUCUUCGAUUUCA
Fopius arisanus is the source of this 1304-nucleotide messenger RNA. It is a transcript of the gene Hmg-2, whose product is annotated as High mobility group protein 2. The record is from RefSeq and is a predicted model, not a curated record. The transcript is spliced from 4 exons. Gene Ontology annotation, biological process: regulation of gene expression. Bases 71 to 1039 code for a protein of 322 amino acids. Gene Ontology annotation, cellular component: nucleus. NCBI's taxonomy places the organism in Eukaryota, Metazoa, Arthropoda, Insecta, Hymenoptera, Braconidae.